AUGUCAAAAGUCUCUCUCCUUGAGGCUUAUGGCAAUGGACCUCCUCCAUAUUACGAAUGCAAACAUAAAACCGUUGAAACAUUUGCCAUGGCUCCAAUCAAUAAAGCCCGCUUGGAGAGCAAGAACGACUCCAUGAAACUGACAAAUAUUGAUGCAAACAAUGAUGAAAAAAUCCACUGUUUGGCCUUCAUCACAUGGCUCUUUUUUGUAAACCAUGAUAGUGAUAAGGAGGUUACUAGUAUUGUUAUUCCGUUGGAGGGAACUAAGAUACUACGCCAGAGAAACCUCGCCGAGCUCUUGCUCAACUAUGAGUAG
This is a messenger RNA of Cylindrotheca closterium, 315 nucleotides long. The record is from the annotation of a GenBank genome assembly. Lineage: Eukaryota; Bacillariophyta; Bacillariophyceae; Bacillariales; Bacillariaceae.